Arachis duranensis is the source of this 933-nucleotide messenger RNA. RefSeq lists its product as uncharacterized. Gene Ontology annotation, cellular component: nucleus. Bases 143 to 493 code for a protein of 116 amino acids. Gene Ontology annotation, molecular function: transcription coactivator activity. The record is from RefSeq and is a predicted model, not a curated record. The transcript has 5 exons. Gene Ontology annotation, biological process: regulation of DNA-templated transcription. Lineage: Eukaryota; Viridiplantae; Streptophyta; Magnoliopsida; Fabales; Fabaceae.
UUAAAAUUAAAUUCAACUUAAAAAAAUUAUGUUAGUAUGAAUAGAUAAAGAUAUCUACGGAUCUACCGGUAGCUGUAACUGUCAGUAGGAUAGAGAUAGUUUGGUAAAGCAGAGUUGAGAGUUGUGAGUUGCGACGCAGAUCAUGAUGCGAUACAAAGAGGAAAAAGAAGCCAAGAAGGAAGCUUUCAGAAAAUACCUUGAAUCCAGUGGAGCCGUCGACGCUCUCACCAAAGUUCUUGUUGCUCUUUAUGAGCAAAACGACAAGCCUGCUUCUGCUCUCGAGUUCAUUCAACAGAAGCUAAGCUGUCCUUCCAUCUCAGAUUAUGAAAAGCUGCAAGCAGAUUUCUCUGAUCUCCACAACAAAUAUAAUGACCUUUUGGCUGCACAUCACAAAAUUUCCAAAGAGUUAGAAGAAAUGAAAAACUCCCAUGCCUUGGCAACCACAUCAACAAAGGAAACGACUGAGAGUGAAUCCCCAAAAGAUGGGCUCUAAAGCUUCUCCGUAAAUAAUUGACGACAACCACAUCUGCUAUUCUACCUUUUACCCAGUGAGAGACUAGUUGAUUUUGCCAAUUUGUUCAUAAUUCAUUGUUCCUUGUCUUCGCUGUAUUUUGUUGUAGUCACAAAAUAAUAAAGAAACUUAGCUUGCUUUGACUACACCUACGUGGCUACGUGGUUAUGUUUCCAAGCUCAUUUCUUUGUCAUGCCAUCAAAAAAGUUUGCUUUCUAUCCUUCCAAUGUGUUUGUUAGAAUAUAUUAGGAUCAAUUAGUUUUCAUUAGCCUUUGUUUUAAACUUCGUUUGAAGCUCAUUAAACUUUGCAUGAGUAUAUUCCUUUUGAAACUGUUUUUCAAUAGCAGAGGCAGUAGCACAAGGAAUAAUGGUAUUGAAUCUGGCAGCAUCCAAUUCAUAUUCUUGUUGAGCUUUAUUUGCAA